Molecule: messenger RNA, 1425 nt
Organism: Phycomyces blakesleeanus NRRL 1555(-)
Lineage: Eukaryota; Fungi; Mucoromycota; Mucoromycetes; Mucorales; Phycomycetaceae
Exons: 3
Molecular function (GO): aldehyde dehydrogenase (NAD+) activity
Source: RefSeq, a predicted model, not a curated record
CUUUUUAUUAACAACGAGUUUGUACCCGGUCAUGGUCCUUUGAUCGAGACGAUCAACCCUGUUAAUGAGCAGGUAAUCUGCUCUGUUCAUUCUGCUGAUGAGUCCGACGUAAAUGCUGCUGUCAAGGCUGCCAACGAUUGCUUUAAGAACGAAUGGCGAAAGAUUGCACCCGCAGAACGUGGCCGAUUGAUGAACAAGUUGGCUGAUCUCAUGCAGCGUGACAUUGACGAGCUGGCUACCCUCGAUGCUCUCGACAACGGAAAGGCCUUUACUAUUGCCCGUGACGUGGAUGUGACCGACUCGAUUGGUUGUUUCCGUUACUUCGCAGGCUGGGCUGACAAGAUCCACGGCAAGACCAUUGAUACUACUUUUGAUAAGUUGUGCUAUACUCGCCACGAGCCAUUAGGCGUUGUUGGUGCAGUAAUUCCUUGGAACUACCCUCUUAUGAUGGCUGCAUGGAAGUUUGCUCCUGCCUUAGCUGCCGGUAACUGUGUUGUCAUGAAGACUUCCGAGGUUACUCCCCUUUCUCUUUACAAGUUUGCUGCUCUCUGCAAAGAAGCCGGCUUCCCAGCUGGUACUGUAAACGUUAUUACUGGUUAUGGCCACACCACCGGCAACUAUCUCUCUAACCACCCUGGUGUGAGCAAGAUGGCCUUCACUGGUUCUACCGUUACUGGUCGUAAAGUUAUGGAAGCCUCUUCCAAGAGCAACUUAAAGAAACUUCAGCUUGAACUUGGUGGAAAGUCUGCCCAGAUUGUAUGUGCAGAUGCUGAUCUCGAAAGUGCUGCUGUGUGGGCUGCCGGUGGUAUCUUCAACAACCAUGGUCAGAGCUGCAACGCUGGCUCGCGUAUCUUGGUUCAUGAGUCUGUGCACGACAAGUUUGUUCAGCUGUUUGUCAAGGAAGCCGAAAACAUCAAAUUGGGCGAUCCUUUUGAUGUCGAAACUUUCCAGGGCCCUCAGAUCAGCAAGGGCCAAUUCGAGAAGAUUCUGAGUUACAUUGAGCUUGGAAAGAAGGAGGGUGCUAAGGUUGCUUAUGGUGGCAAGAGAUGGGGUACUACAGGAUACUACAUCGAACCUACUGUUUUUAUUAACUGCAACAACAACAUGCGCGUGAUGAGAGAGGAGAUUUUUGGACCUGUUGUAGCUAUUGGUACAUUUAAGACUAUUGAGGAAGCUAUCGAUAUUGCCAAUGACUCCGACUACGGUUUGGCCGGAGGUGUGUACACAUCCAACAUUGACACUGCUAUCAAGGUUACAAACGAGGUUAAGACCGGAACUAUGUGGGUCAAUUGCUUUGAUGUAUUCGACCAAUCUACUCCCUUUGGUGGUUACAAGCAAUCUGGUUUUGGCAAGGAGCUUGGCAAGUAUGCCCUUCAAGAGUAUACUCAAGUCAAGGUUGUCAAAAUCCUCCGUUCUAAGCUCUAA